This is a messenger RNA of Acanthamoeba castellanii str. Neff, 1062 nucleotides long. RefSeq lists its product as uncharacterized. Lineage: Eukaryota; Discosea; Longamoebia; Acanthamoebidae. The transcript is spliced from 2 exons. The record is from RefSeq and is a predicted model, not a curated record. The coding region runs from base 1 to 1062 and encodes 353 amino acids.
AUGCAAUCAUCGAGGCAUCAUCAGCUGCUGCCCGUCCUCCUUCCCUCGUGCGGCGGCCUCGACGCCGCCAGAGCACACAAGCGGGCGCGAACCUGCGCCGACGAGGUGGUGGCCUUCUCCCUCCUGGACGUAGAGGAGCCCUUCCUGCCUGGUGUCCCUCCUUUCCCGACGCCCCACUACAACAACCACAACAACAACAACCACUACAACCGCUACAACCACUACUCCUACACUGAGCACGGGGACGGCGGCGGCUGCUGUCUACCACAGCCUGAGGACCACGUGGACUUGGACCAGGAGUGGAACGAGAUCCUGCAGCAGCUCACUGACCUGUCCCCUCUCUUGCCACCGUGGUUGCAACCCAGUGCCACCGCCACCGCCACCACCGCCACCGUUCCCUCCUCACCCACCUCCACCACCGCCACGACAAGUCCCUCAGCUUCCGCGGGCUCCCCCUGGAACACGGCGACCACCACCACCUCCCUUCCCUCCACGCCCAUCACCACCGCCGCCUCCACGACGACGACGACGGCCGGCGGCUCGUCGAUCGAGAUCGACCUCUGCCACAAGCCGCGUGGUUCUGGCGGGGUGUGGUUCCCGCUUGAACAGGACCAGCCCCUCAGGGUGACCAAGGGGAUGGGCAAGCGUUUGCGGGUGGCAGUCCACUCCCGGCGGCCCUUCGCGUGGGAGGAGCUCACCCUCACGCUGGUCGACCUCACCACGGGGCGCACGUGUCCCGAGAUGCUCUCCUUCCCACACAAGAGCACCCUCAAGGAGGAGCCCGACGGGAGCACGCGCGCCGAGGUGGAGGUAAAGAUCGAACGCCUCUGCAGCCGCCUCUACAUCCGCGUGGCCAUCGCUGCGGCCCCGAGCGGCGGCGGCGGCGGCGGGUGGACAUGGGAGGGUCGGUCAGGCUCCUUCCUCACCCACAACAACGGCAACAUCGGGCGCAAGCGGAAGAUCCCGCCCGCCAAGGGCGAAGCCCAGCAACAACAACAACAACGACGACCAGGCCACGCCGACGAGGAAGAAGAGGCCGACAGCAACAACCGCCGAGCCUGA